Messenger RNA from Manihot esculenta (cassava), 1048 nucleotides. Its product is annotated as 60S ribosomal protein L10a-2. The transcript has 6 exons. Gene Ontology annotation, molecular function: structural constituent of ribosome; RNA binding. Gene Ontology annotation, biological process: translation. Gene Ontology annotation, cellular component: large ribosomal subunit. The record is from RefSeq and is a predicted model, not a curated record. Lineage: Eukaryota; Viridiplantae; Streptophyta; Magnoliopsida; Malpighiales; Euphorbiaceae. The coding region runs from base 154 to 804 and encodes 216 amino acids.
GCCCAACCAAAUCCCUAAUCAAAAUCGCUAGGGUUCUCAGCUGCUUUAGGCUUCUAUAAAUAACGCUGUUAGCCGAUACUCUCCAUUGUAGCUAGGGUUUUCUUCACUCAGGAGAAACAAACCUGCAGGCUCCUUUCCUGAAAUCUUCCAAUCAUGAGUAAGCUUCAGAGUGAGGCAUUGAGAGAGGCCAUCUCUACUAUUAUGAAUGCUUCUAAAGAGAAGAAGCGUAACUUCACUGAGACAAUUGAGCUCCAAAUUGGGCUCAAGAAUUAUGAUCCCCAGAAGGAUAAACGUUUCAGUGGCUCCGUGAAGCUGCCACAUAUCCCGCGGCCCAAAAUGAAAAUUUGCAUGCUUGGAGAUGCUCAGCAUGUUGAGGAGGCAGAGGGAAUUGGCCUACAAUGGAUGGAUGUGGAAGCGUUGAAGAAGUUGAACAAAAACAAGAAAUUGGUCAAGAAACUUGCCAAGCAGUACCAUGCCUUUUUAGCUUCAGAAUCUGUCAUCAAGCAGAUUCCUCGUCUUCUGGGUCCUGGUCUCAACAAGGCAGGUAAGUUCCCUACCCUGGUCACCCACCAAGAGUCUCUGGAGUCCAAGGUGAAUGAGACAAAGGCGACAGUGAAGUUCCAAUUGAAGAAGGUACUUUGCAUGGGAGUUGCCGUUGGUAAUUGUGCUAUGGAAGAGAAGCAGGUUUUCCAGAAUGUCCAGAUGAGCGUUAAUUUCCUAGUUUCUUUGUUGAAGAAGAAUUGGCAAAAUGUUAAGUGCCUGCACCUCAAGACUACCAUGGGGACACCACAACGCGUCUUUUAAGGAGUACGCUUCAGUUUACUAUUUGGAGUUGUGUACCAGAGAUCUAGAAUUUCUUGAUAUUUACUGGAGUAUUGUGCUUGAAUGGGCAAUUGCCAAAUUGGAGAGCCGUUUUGUUUUGUUCUGUUAUGUUUUUGUUGAAAUUGCUAGUAAUGAUAUAAUUUUAGACUUGUGUAGAGUUUUUAUUAGAGAGGUGUGAACUUAAUUUUCUUUGAUUUGCAGUAAAAUGUUAAACGGGUUUAUCUCA